AUGUUGACUAGUAAAAUGUGUGGAGAAUUUGAAAGUAUAUGGAAGCUUUUUCCCGAUGAUUUAAAUGCAUCUGGGGAAUAUUCUAUUAGUGGUGGAACGAUCAAAAACUACUGCCCUAAAAAAAAAUGUGAUAGUAACGUCAAUAAGAUUCAUGCUGGAUGUUUAUGGUUAUUUAAACAAUUUUAUGGAAGUUCAUAUAAUUUUUCGAAUAAUGCAAAUGGAAAUAUGAAUGUUGUUGUAUACAUUAUGAUUUGGUUAAGCCAUAAAUUAAAUAAAAUGUUAAAUACACAAUUUUCCAAUCUAAAUGAAUUUUAUAGUAAGCAUAUGCAAAAUACCGAUGAGUAUAAAAAUCAUAUAGAUGAUGUUACGGGAUAUACAAAUUAUAUUGAUCUUAUAAAUCAAAAAAAAGAAUUGAUGAAUAUUAAUAUUAGUGUUAUGUCUAAAUUUUAUGGUUUACUUAAAAUCUUAUGCAAUAUGCAUAUUAAUGUUGGUAAAAAAGACAUGUUCAAUACAUAUUCCGAAUGUUCUAAUAAAUUUAUUAAAAUAUAUAAUGAACUUAAUGAAGAUUCUAAUUAUAAUGAAAAUAGUUCAUAUAAUAAAAUAAUGUCUAUAUUAUCAAAUGAUUAUAAUGAUCUUAAAGGGCAAGUUAAAAGUUAUGAUAUGCCAACAUUACAAACAAAGCCUAUACCGAAAAAAAAAACACAAAUGGAUGACUCCACGAGUGGAAUAUCAACAUCAAUGUCUGGAAUUGAAGUAUCAAGUUUUGAAACUCAAGUAUCAGAUUCUGAUUCAACAUCAUCAAGUUCAUCGAUAUUAAAUAAAUUAAUUUCAAUACCAUUUAUAUUUGUUGCAACAUUGAUUUUAUUAGGAAUUGCAUAUAAGUAUUCGUUAUUUGGAUUUCGGAAACGAUCUCAAAAACAAUAUUUAAGAGAAAAAAUAAAAAAUAUAAAGAAUAAAACUGAUCAUUAA
Molecule: messenger RNA, 969 nt
Organism: Plasmodium yoelii
Lineage: Eukaryota; Apicomplexa; Aconoidasida; Haemosporida; Plasmodiidae
Exons: 3
Coding region: 1-969 (322 amino acids)
Source: RefSeq, a predicted model, not a curated record